AUGUCAUCUCUGUCUAGUCCGAGUGCUCCAGUCUUGCUGCAUUGUAUACUGUACCAACAUCUUGAUAGGCAAGGCGACAUCACGCGACUCCAAUCAGACGUGAUCGUGAGCGCAGCCCAUAGAUCUCUCCUUGGUGGUGGUGGAGUCGAUGGGGCCAUUCACCGGGCAGCCGGUGAAGACCUAUAUGAUGAAUGCCUGACCCUAGGUGGUGCCAACACUGGAGAAGCCAAGAUGACAAAAGGUUACAACCUCCCCGCCAAACACGUCAUCCACGCCGUGGGCCCGAUAUACUCAGAUUCACAGCUUGACCAAAAGGCUCAGCAGCUGGCGUCCUGCUAUCGUACUUCCUACGAGCUCGCGGCCCAGAACAAGCUAAGGAGUAUUGCCUUCCCCUCCAUCUCGACGGGUAUUUACGGCUAUCCUAUAGAAAAUGCGACACAUAUUGCCUUGGACGUGACCCGAAAAUUCCUGGAGCAUGCGGAAGGAGAUGUUCGCAUUGUGUUUGUCGUAUUUUCCGACAAGGACAAAUAUGUUUAUGAAGAGCUGAUAUCAGAGUAUUUCCCGCCUGCGCCAAAAGAGUGA
Molecule: messenger RNA, 582 nt
Organism: Dacryopinax primogenitus
Lineage: Eukaryota; Fungi; Basidiomycota; Dacrymycetes; Dacrymycetales; Dacrymycetaceae
Product: A1pp-domain-containing protein
Exons: 9
Coding region: 1-582 (193 amino acids)
Source: RefSeq, a predicted model, not a curated record